Messenger RNA from Dacryopinax primogenitus, 2325 nucleotides. RefSeq names its product Mpp10 protein. The transcript is spliced from 3 exons. The coding region runs from base 1 to 2325 and encodes 774 amino acids. The record is from RefSeq and is a predicted model, not a curated record. Lineage: Eukaryota; Fungi; Basidiomycota; Dacrymycetes; Dacrymycetales; Dacrymycetaceae. Gene Ontology annotation, biological process: rRNA processing. Gene Ontology annotation, cellular component: small-subunit processome; Mpp10 complex; sno(s)RNA-containing ribonucleoprotein complex.
AUGGAUCUUCCAACAUAUCUCAAGAUACUGACCGAUCUGGUCGAACAAAAAGUUGAAGGAUUUACAGCAGGCGAUGAGGAACUCCGGGUUGCAGGACUCGAGGCAGCCAAAUUCAUAUUCGACAAUGCAUUGAAAAGCGAACCUACUGCCUACCCUGCAAUUGAAUCCCUUCUUCGCUCGACAGUCCAAACUACACAAGAGUUGCUCUCCCCCACCCCACCUUCUCCUUCCGUGGCUGGGAAAAAGAGGAAACGCAGCCCCUCUCCUCUUCCAACCAAACUGGACUCAGGAAUACAACCCACUCCGCUUUCGGAGCUCUUUAUUCAAGGAAUGGACGAGCACCAAGUAUGGGAGCAGCUUGAAUUGCGGGCCAGGAGGGUCUGCGCCAUGGCCUCGGGACUGCUAGAAACGAGCAAUGGAAUGGACCUUACGGGUGAGGAUGAAGGCAUCAACGCGAGUGAUAUGAUGGAUCUCCUUGACGACGAUGAUAUGGAGGAGGAAAUGGAAGACAACGACGAGGAUGACGAUGAUGAUGACGAUGACAUGGACUCCAAUGAAGAUCCAAGCUUGACCGAGGACGAGACGGAAGAGGAGGAAGAGUCCGAGGAGGGCGGCGAUCCUGAGGCGGGAUAUGGCCAAGAAGGCGUUGAAGACCUUCGUGAUGAGAAAGACGAAGAUGAGGAAGACGACGAUGAUCUCUCAGCCCCUCAUCCUAAUCUGAACGCACCGGGAAGCCUCUCCCGCAAACCCUCACUUCGGAAACGCCCCAAGCAUCCCACGCUUGACGAUGAUUUCUUCUCCAUUGACGACUUCAACAGGGAGACGGAAGCCAUGGAGGCCCGCACGCGGUCUGCGGGAAGACUGGGGGAUGAUGAAGAGGAGGAAAUGGACGAGGAUCUCGAUUUGUUCGCGGCAGUAGAGGAUGAUCCUGAGGAGGAAGGCGAGCCAGCAUACCAGGAUUUCUUCGCCCCUGUGCGAGCCCAGAAACCUACUUCAAAACCCCGACGCCCGGACCCGUCAGCGAGUGGGAGUGCGGACGACGAAGGCAAGGGCGGUGUGCGGUUCAACGAGUCUGUGCGAGUGAAGACGAUCAAACCCAAAAGAGUCAUUCCGAAGAAGAGGCGUCUGAAGCUAGACUUUGAUCCGAGUGAAUAUCCGUUCUUGGGGGACGAUAUAGACGAAGACGGAAUGGAGCUAGAGGAUGACGAAGAGAGUGAAGAGAAUGAUGACGGAGCGGAAGAGAUGGAGGGGAUUGACGACUUCGAUGAACAAUUUGGCGACCAGGAGGGCGAGGAAGAAGAAGAAGAAGAGGAGGCUGAUGACGGUGCAGAGACGAUAACCCGCCUGAAAAACGACCUAUUCGAGGACGAUGAAGUCGAUGCUUCAUCAGCCAACCUCUCCACACACGAAAAGCGGCUUGCCGCACUGUCCGAACAGAUUUCGGCACUCGAAGCUGAGAAUGUAGCGAAGAAAGACUGGACUCUCAUGGGAGAAGCGGGUGCUCGAACACGUCCCGUCAACAGCCUGCUUGAAGAAGAUCUCGACUUUGAGCACACCGGCCGUCAGGUACCGGUCGUCACCGAGGAAACGACGCAUACACUCGAAGAGCUUAUCAAGAAGCGCAUUUUGGACAAUCGCUUUGAUGACGUAGUGCGGAAAAGGCCAGUGGAUGACAAACCAUUCCUCCCCAGCAGGAUGUUUGAAUUGCAGGACACCAAGAGUCAAAAGUCUCUUGCGCAGAUAUAUGAAGACGACUACACUGCGGCGACGACUGGAGAUAAGAGCGUGGUGGAUGAUCGAGACGGGAAGCUCAAGAAGGAGCAUGACGAGAUUGAAAAAAUGUGGGAGGGGAUUGCGUACAAGCUCGACGCGCUCAGCAAUGCACACUUCACUCCUAAGGCUCCCAAAGCAACCAUUGAGACUGUGUCGAACUUGCCCUCGAUCUCCAUGGAGUCCGCAAUGCCAACCACCAAUAGCACAGCAACCAUGCUCGCGCCGGAGGAAGUCUUCUCGACGUCCAAGGAUGCUCUCGUGUCCAAGACCGAGAUGACGCCAGAGGAGAAGAAAGCUGAGCGGCGAAAGCAGAAGACUGCUUUUAAGCACGAUCACGAGCGGCUCGGGCAGGCUGUACAGUCCUUCGGCGGGGUCAAAACUGUCAAAGGGGCCGUGGGGGCGAAGAAAGGCAAGAAGGGGGUACGGGGCGAAAAGGAAGAGGCUCUCAAGAAGGUCGUCAAGGAGGGCAGGGGGGUCACUGUCAUUGGCAAAGAGGGCAAAGGCAAGGGGAAGGAGAAAGCAGUCCCACGAGCGUCUUUACUCAAGCUUUAG